This is a messenger RNA of Vicia villosa (hairy vetch), 617 nucleotides long. Its product is annotated as stigma-specific STIG1-like protein 4. The transcript has a single exon. Lineage: Eukaryota; Viridiplantae; Streptophyta; Magnoliopsida; Fabales; Fabaceae. The coding region runs from base 9 to 464 and encodes 151 amino acids. The record is from RefSeq and is a predicted model, not a curated record.
UUUUCACAAUGAGUACUCUAGCAACACAAUUUGCAAUAGUUGUGACAUUGCUUCUAGUGUUGUUAAUCAAAAUAGAGGGAGAUCAUUCUGUUUCAAUUCCAAAUGAUGAAAAUUCCAUCAAUAUUAUGGUCGAGGAAGUUGAUGUGAAUGAAGAGUCACCUGAUUGCAGUACAAGACCAUGGAUAUGUAGCACUGGAACAUUUCCACCAAAAAGUAUAUGUUGUGGAAACCGAUGUGUGGAUAUUGCAAACGAUAGAAACAAUUGUGGGAUGUGUGGUGUAAAUUGUCCACUUAAUUGGCAAUGUUGUAACCGUUUAUGCGUAAACAUAAAUUUAAGUCCUUUGAAUUGUGGUGGAUGUGGAAGGAUAUGUCCUAUUGGAAGGUUAUGUCGAUAUGGUAUGUGUGCUACUAACUUUGCCUAUCCAUCCCCACCCCCACCCCCACUACUUCCUCCAAUGAAGUAAUUUAUACUCAUGUUAUAAGAAUUUUAAUAAUUAAUAUUAUGUACUUUUGAAUGAUAUUGUAAUGUGUAUCAAUUAUAUCAAUGGAUUACUUUAUUUUGACAUGUUAAUGUAACAUUAAGGUAAUGUGAAAACAAUAUAUACAAAUUAAGUUUA